AUAUGUACACAGUGUGCAGAGGAAUUAAUACAAAGGAGACAGUUUCUUGUCGAAUCGGUGAGAAAUGUGGACUGCUGCUCACAACCAGAGGCUGUGGUCAUCACGGGCCAAAUGGAUGCAUUCACAGACCAAUUUGCAUGCGAGGAGAAGCGACGUGUCACAACUGCGACAAGGCGCAUAAAACUUGCGCCUUGGACGGACGAACCUGGUUUUGUGCAGGAAGAGCACCUUUGCCAAGAACUUGUCAUGUGAAAACAAUUUGCAUGAACAUCAAGCCAGAUCGUUCGUAUCGCCAAGAGGAAUACAACGAUGAGAAGCGCAUUGAUUAUGAUCGGGAAGAAUAUGAUUUGGUGACGGAAAAGUACAAAGAGGAUUCGUAUCAAGAGAAAACUGACGAUUAUCAGGAGGAAUACAGAGAAGAAAAAGGCAAGUUAUUUUCUUUGAAUAUAGGAGAUGCGAAUUUGUGCAAGCACACGAAGUGCGGGCCACGUGCUUUUUGUAUUUUGCAAAGAGCUGGGCCGUGUGAUGCGAAUUUGUGCAAGCACACGAAGUGCGGGCCACGUGCUUUUUGUAUUUUGCAAAGAGCUGGGCCGUGUGGUGAGAAUGAGCAGUGCCCUCUGUCGGCAAGAUGCAUCAGACCAAGGAUUGAAUUUAAUGAACACCAUGAAGACUAUGCAUCUGUAGAGGAAGGAUACCAAGAACCAGGAGGACCAGCUGUUGCCAGAUAUCCCAAAAACAAGAUUGAAAGACUGCAAAAGUUUUACAAGGCAUGUAGUCCACGUGGAACACCAAACCCAGGAAUGUGUCUCAUUGGAGAAAAAUGCGAAAGGGUUGUGGCCUGGGAUGACAGGUGUUUAUUUGACAGACGCAAGAAAUGCACUAAAUUCACGUCUGCUUGCCAAGUUGAAGUGAUACUGCAGAAAACCUGUCCUCGGGAACCUUUGCAUCUGCCAAAAGUGACCUCGGAAAAUUACAACCCAGGAGCAGUCAGGGAUAAUUACCUGGAACAACCCCUGGAUGAUCGCCUAGAUUAUCAAAACCCUGUGAACCGGAACCCGCACCAAGUUCCCCGGGAUUAUCCCCCUGUUCCGAUUCGAAGACCUCAUAAUCAUCCACCGAAAAUCCCCUAUAAUCCACCACCAACAGAAAUUGAUUACAGUGAACCUCUUCCUUUGAACUAUGUGGAACCCCGUCCAAAUCCUGGCCCUUAUAGAAAACUCAACAGUAUCCGCCGAAAUCCUGGCCCUUACAGAAAACCCAACCGCAUAGAACCGAACCCUGUUCCGGGUCCUUACGGCGACGAGGGUCCAAUAAUAGGUCCCAUUCCCUAUUAUUGAUUCAAUUAAACAAUUCUUUCCUUGAACUCUGUUAUCCUAAAUUUUUUUUUGAAGCAUGCAAUCGAUGAAUGUCUGUGAAAUACAGCAUUUUUUCGGAGAUCCCGGAAAUUCAAAGAA
Messenger RNA from Notodromas monacha, 1454 nucleotides. The record is from the annotation of a GenBank genome assembly. Lineage: Eukaryota; Metazoa; Arthropoda; Ostracoda; Podocopida; Cyprididae.